Molecule: messenger RNA, 535 nt
Organism: Paramecium sonneborni
Lineage: Eukaryota; Ciliophora; Oligohymenophorea; Peniculida; Parameciidae
Source: the annotation of a GenBank genome assembly
CUUUAUAUAACCUAUCUUUAUGUAAUAACAUUAAACUUAAGUCCUCAGAAGAUGUGGACUACACGCUGUCAACAAUUUACUUUAGUAGGAUAAGUAUACAAGGGCAGAUUUUGAAAAUCUAGCAAAUGAAAUCAAAUAACAAACAAAAUAAUCUCAUUGUACUUACUAUCUUGGAAAUUAUGAUAUCAAUGUAAUAGAAAAAGCUUUACUCAAAGAAAACUUAGAAUUAAUGUGGAUUAAUCAGACAUAAACAAUAGACAUUGAACUAUUACGAGACCAAUAAGUAUAUGGGCUCUUGAUUAAUGUAAUAAAAGAGAAAUCACUUAUUGAGAGAAUAUGUUCAUGGGAUCCGAGACAUUGGAUUUCUAUUAGAAAAAUUGUUAAUGCUAAUAAUUAAUUAGAGUUUUAUUAUCAUGACUCAUAAGAGAGUGUUUAUAGACAUGAAAAGGAUGAAAAGAAAAUGAUUUAAAUGCUAAUAGACUUUUAAAAAAAUAAGGACAACUGUUUAUUAUUAGUAAAAAGGAAAAUUAAUUGA